UGCUGCUGUUUAAUGCGCUGUCCAGCACUUCAGCACCGAACAGAGACACAGACAAGAGCACGCUUUAGGAAUCCGACAUUGGGAGCUUAAAUGAGCUGAGCAGCGCGUCUCAACAACAAAAAACAACGGAGCGCCGCGUCAGUUCAACAAAUUGAUCAGCAGCAAGCAGAGUCCUGGGACCCGGGAAGAGGCCAUGUACGAUGGGGCGAAGGUGCCCUCUCCUCAGGAGAGUGCCAACGGGUUCUCCCAGCCCGGCGCGUCCGCCUCCUGGCCCAAACCGGAGGAGGAGGAGGCCCGCAAAGCGGAGCCGGUGCUGGCGAAGAAGGCUCACCGCGAGAUCCUCGACCACGAGCGCAAGAGGAGGGUGGAGCUGAAAUGCAUGGAGCUGCAGGAGAUGAUGGAGGAGCAAGGGUACUCUGAAGAAGAGAUCAGGCAGAAGGUGGGCACGUUCCGGCAGAUGCUGAUGGAGAAAGAAGGAGUGAUAACCCGAGAGGACCCUCAUGGGUGCCCAAUCGUCGACCGUGGGUGUGAGGAGCCCAGAGAGGACCUGCAACUGGGCGAAGACUAUGAAGAGGAAUAUGAUUGCCAUGGCGAAUAUUACGAACGGGAUUCUAUUGGUCAAGAAGAUUAUAGAAUGAAGAGGAAAUGCAGUAGCUCUUCCUCUCCUCCCCCCAAGAAGAGGAAGAAGAAGAAAUCUGGCCGCAGGAGAAGUCGUUUUGACAGCUCCUCUCCUCCCCGGAAAGAAAAGAAGAAGAAAAGUGGGAAGAAACACAAAAGAGAUAGGUCUGCUUCUGGAUCCAGAAAAAAACGGAGGUACAGAUCUGGGAGCCCGAAGAACAAACACAAAGACAAGAACAAACAAAGGAAGAGGUCUCCCCCGGACUCUCCCAGCCGGAGGUCCUACCACAGAGGCAGCUGCUGCAGCUCUCGCAGUGCGUCUCUGUCCUCAACUGGCAGCUUGCUAAAGUCUCCUAGCAGGACAAACUGUCAACACCGGGCGGACGGGCACAAGGUCUGCUGCUCCCCCUCCAGUCGCAGUGUGUCUCCUUCGCCAGGACACGCCAGUCCUUCCGCCUUGUGGCACAAUGGGCACCGCGAUGGCACCAAGAAUGGCAAGGACAGCGAGGCGAACAACCCACCGGGAGAGAAAUCGCAGGAUCUCACACACUCAUAUAUUUUGGAACUGGAACAAGUAGGUUAAUGGGUAUGUGUACUAGAUUUCCUUCAAACACCGAUGUCUGUAAGAUGACAAAUCUGUGCUACACAGUAAUAGCUUCCUACUUAGCUGGAUAAAUGAAAGCCAAACCCAUCGUCAAGUACACUUGUGAACCCCAUUUCGCACUUCUGGGUUCUAACCUGCAUGUGUCCACUAGGGGGCAGUAAUAUUUCUGUCCACUUGUCUCGUGGUGUUGGUAAAAUAUCGACAAACAAAUGUUGCCAUUACUAUACACACAAUUUUCAGCACCUUGGUUUUACAAUGUUUGUAGCUGUGUGUUCAAUAUGGAUCAUUAGGUGCAUCGCAAUCCAAUCUUUCCACUGCUACAUAACUUAAUAAUGGCCAUUAACACAUUUAUCUGGGGCCUAUUUUCUUUAAAUCUUUAUCAGUCUUUAUUUAUUUGUUUGCCUGUCAUUCUUUAACAGUUAUCAUUAGAAUUUUUGUCUUUAGACUGCAUACAUGAGUAGAGUGUAAAAACCAAAUACCCAGCAAUAUCUGUGACUAAAAUAUUUAAAAGGGACUUGAGCCACUUGAAUUGCAUCUGGUUAAAAGAAACCUGGCAUCAAUAACACAAGAUGACUCUAAAAAGAAAAGAAAAAUGUUAGUGGGAGCAACUUACCCUUGACAGAACUGUGCUUUAUUUUUGCACUUCAAAGUAAAAAAAAAGAUUUAACCUUACGUGACAACUAAAUUGAUGCAUUCUUUUUAUAUUGCACAUGAAACCUGUGCCAAACAAUGCUUUGCACUUCAUUAAUCACAAGUGGAAUUGUAGUGGAGCAGGGUGAUCAAUGUUGUUCCAUUCCAUCCCAUUCUGCUGCUAUUUUUUGUUCCAGAUUUUUACCCUUAAUUAAUUAAUCUUCCUUCGCAGGCUCACUGAAGUAAUUAAAGUUGGAGUUAAAAUGUAGUCUUCCAAUUGAAUGGAUGGAAAAGUCAGAUCCUGAUAGCCCUUUAACAUUUUUGUCCUUUCUGAUCAUCAGUGUGUCUGUAAUUGUGGAUUUAGAGAGUGAGAUUGACGCUCUGACACAAUGUGGAGGUGUUUCAAGAUUAGAGUUACUGCUGUCUUGUGAAUAUCUGAAUAAAUAUAU
Molecule: messenger RNA, 2301 nt
Organism: Lepisosteus oculatus (spotted gar)
Lineage: Eukaryota; Metazoa; Chordata; Actinopteri; Semionotiformes; Lepisosteidae
Source: RefSeq, a predicted model, not a curated record